AUGAAGACUCCGGCGGACACAGGGUUUGCCUUCCCGGAUUGGGCCUACAAGCCGGAGUCGUCCCCUGGCUCGAGGCAGAUCCAGCUGUGGCACUUUAUCCUGGAGCUGCUGCGGAAGGAAGAGUACCAGGGCGUCAUUGCCUGGCAGGGGGACUACGGGGAAUUCGUCAUCAAGGACCCCGAUGAGGUGGCCCGGCUCUGGGGCGUCCGCAAGUGCAAGCCCCAGAUGAACUAUGACAAGCUGAGCCGGGCCCUGCGCUAUUAUUACAACAAACGCAUUCUGCACAAGACCAAGGGGAAACGGUUCACCUACAAGUUCAACUUCAAUAAACUGGUGCUUGUUAAUUACCCUUUCAUCGAUGUGGGGUUGGCUGGAGGUGCAGUGCCACAGAGUGCCCCUCCAGUGCCGUCUGGCGGCAGCCACUUCCGCUUUCCUCCCUCAACGCCCUCCGAGGUGCUCUCCCCCACCGAGGACCCCCGCUCACCACCGGCCUGCUCUUCAUCUUCAUCGUCCCUCUUCUCCGCCGUGGUAGCCCGUCGUCUGGGUCGUGGCUCAGUCAGUGACUGUAGUGAUGGCACAUCAGAGCUGGAGGAGCCCCUGGGAGAGGAUCCCCGGGCACGACCGCCUGGCCCUCCAGAGCUGGGUGCCUUCCGAGGGCCCCCACUGGCCCGCCUGCCCCAUGACCCUGGUGUCUUCCGUGUCUACCCCAGGCCUCGGGGUGGCCCUGAGCCCCUCAGCCCUUUCCCUGUAUCUCCUCUGGCUGGGCCUGGCUCCCUACUACCCCCUCAGCUCUCACCAGCCCUGCCCAUGACACCCACCCACCUGGCUUACACGCCCUCUCCCACACUGAGUCCUAUGUACCCCAGUGGUGGUGGUGGCCCUAGCGGCUCAGGAGGAGGCUCGCAUUUCUCCUUCAGCCCCGAGGACAUGAAACGGUACCUGCAGGCCCAUACCCAAAGCGUCUACAACUACCACCUCAGCCCCCGAGCCUUCCUGCACUACCCUGGGCUAGUGGUGCCCCAGCCCCAGCGCCCUGACAAGUGCCCGCUACCGCCCAUGGCACCUGAGACCCCACCGGUCCAGUCCUCGGCUUCGUCCUCCUCUUCCUCCUCCUCUUCCCCAUUCAAGUUUAAGCUGCAGCCACCCCCACUAGGACGCCGACAGCGGGCAGCUGGAGAGAAGGUUCCAGGAGGCACUGACAAGAGCAGUGGAGGCAGCGCAGGAGGGCUGGCUGAGGGGGCGGGGGCGCUGGUCCCCCCACCGCCGCCACCACAGAUCAAGGUGGAACCUAUCUCAGAAGGCGAAUCGGAGGAGGUGGAGGUGACUGAUAUCAGCGAUGAGGAUGAGGAAGAUGGGGAAGUGUUCAAGACACCCCGUGCCCCACCCGCACCCCCCAAGCCGGAGCCUGGCGAGACACCUGGGGCAACCCAGUGUAUGCCCCUCAAGCUGCGCUUUAAGCGGCGCUGGAGUGAAGACUGUCGCCUGGAGGGGGGUGGGGGCCCCACUGGGGGCCUUGAGGACGAGGGUGAGGACAAGAAGGUGCGAGGGGAGGGGCCCGGGGAUGCUGGGGGACCGCUCACCCCAAGGCGGGUGAGCUCUGACCUCCAGCACGCCACAGCCCAGCUCUCCCUGGAACAUCGAGAUUCCUGAGGGCUGUGGUUAGGGGGCCCAGGUUACCCCCACUCCCCAUGCUUCUUUUGCUGCCUUAACCCCCCAAAUCCUGGAGGUGAGGGCAGCUCUUUAAGUCCC
Molecule: messenger RNA, 1749 nt
Organism: Fukomys damarensis (Damara mole-rat)
Lineage: Eukaryota; Metazoa; Chordata; Mammalia; Rodentia; Bathyergidae
Gene: Erf
Product: ETS2 repressor factor
Exons: 4
Coding region: 1-1650 (549 amino acids)
Biological process (GO): regulation of transcription by RNA polymerase II; cell differentiation
Cellular component (GO): nucleus
Molecular function (GO): sequence-specific DNA binding; DNA-binding transcription factor activity, RNA polymerase II-specific
Source: RefSeq, a predicted model, not a curated record